AAAGAAACAAAGCAUAUGAGCGGACUGCGUGCGUCAAAUGCAGAAAGGACGGCGCGUAAUUGCGCUCAUACGCACACGCAGCCGAGUCCUGCCACGCGCACUUGAGUGGCACACCGGGCAGGGUGCGUUCCGCCGAUCACCUCCCUCCUUUUCUCUCUCCAGCAGGCGGAUUGCCUGAGCCUCCUGACAGUGCUGAGGAGAGAGAGACAGAGAGAGAGAGAGAGAGAGAGACUGCAUCAAGGAGCAGGAGCAGUGCGUCUUCAUCGGCAGCGGCGCGUGGGAGUUGUUCUCUCUCCACCUGCCAUUCGCAUCUCGUUUUUUCCCCCUUUAUAUCUGUUACGAUCACCAUCAUCGGACGAGUCCGGACGCACGGGGAGGGGAGUCCCGUUACCGAGGGAGCAUCGCACCGCUGCUGUGCGCGCGCGCGCCUGUGUUUAUGUCUCGAUGAGUGUUUGUCUGUUUGAACUCCAGCUUUCGUCGUAAGACCGGGCUGCUGUCGUUUUUUUUGGACAAACUCGUUGGAAAAUCCGCAAGAAGCCGUGUGGUUUUGUCGUCCGCUCUUCCCAGUUUCCCCCCUCUCUCUUUCUUCCUCUCGGUGUUUUUGAGAGCUGCCUCUCAAGGCGGUGGACUUGAGAGAGUGCGUCUCAAUUUGUGUCUUGGUGGCUGGGAGUUGCCGUCGGGGAGAAAUGCGAGAGGAUGCUUGGACACAGUGAAGGCGACCGCAGGUAACCGAUAAGAUGGUGGCCAGAGAAGCAACUGGGCACAGCUACCUGGUGGCCUGCUGGCAGCCCAUUCUGAUCCUGAUGCUGGGCACUGUGCUUUCUGGCUCCACCACAGGUUGUCCAUCCCGCUGUGAGUGUAAUGUUCAAGAGCGCUCUGUGAUGUGCUACCGCAAGAAACUCAUGACAGUUCCUGAGGGCAUUCCCGCAGACACAAGAGUGCUCGAUCUCAGCAAGAAUCGCAUUAGAACCAUCAACCCAGACGAGUUUGCCAACUUUCUCAACCUUGAACACCUGGAGCUCAGUGAAAACACCAUUUCCACUAUUGAACCUGGAGCAUUCAACAAUCUGUACGGCUUGCGGACCUUGGGGCUGCGUAGCAACAAACUUAAGUUAAUCCAGCUCGGUGUCUUCACAGGCCUAAGUAAUCUCACACAACUGGACAUAAGUGAAAACAAAAUUGUUAUUCUGUUGGACUAUAUGUUCCAGGACCUGUACAACCUCCGAUCUUUAGAAGUGGGUGAUAAUGACCUGGUUUUCAUCUCCCACCGGGCUUUUCAUGGACUAAGUAGCCUUGAGCACCUAAGUCUAGAGAAGUGCAACUUGUCCUCUGUGCCGACAGAGGCUUUUACCCAUCUCCACAGUUUGAUCACUCUCAGGCUGCGCAACCUCAAUAUCAAUGUGAUACGGGAUUACUCCUUUAAACGUCUUUAUAGGCUGAAAGUGCUGGAAAUAGCAAAUUGGCCAUUUUUGGAUACGAUGACCCCAAAUUGCUUGUAUGGAUUGAAUCUGACCUCUCUGACCAUUGCAAAUGCCAACCUGACCACGAUUCCAUAUGUAGCCCUGCGGCAUCUGGUUUACUUGCGCUUUCUUAAUCUUUCUUAUAACCCCAUCCAUACCAUUGAGGGGAAUAAGCUCCACGAUCUUCUGCGUCUGCAGGAAUUUCAUUUGGUGGGAGGCAGACUGGCUAUGAUUGAGCCCUACUCUUUCCGUGGCCUGAACUACCUGAAGAUUUUAAAUGUCUCUGGGAACUCUCUGAACACUUUGGAGGAGUCAGCUUUCCAUUCAGUUGGCAACCUGGAAACCCUUGCCCUGUAUGAUAAUCCCCUGGCCUGUGAUUGCAGACUGUUAUGGGUAUUCAGACGACGCUGGCGACUGAACUUUAACAGGCAGCAGCCCACCUGUGCCUCCCCAGAGUUUGUCCAAGGUAAAGAAUUCAAAGACUUCCCAGAUGUUCUGCAGCCUAACUACUUCACAUGUCGCAGAUCUAGGAUUAGGGAUCGCAAACCCCAGCAGAAAUUUGUUGAUGAGGGAGCCAUUGUUCACUUUGCUUGCCAAGCAGAUGGAGACCCCGCCCCAGUGAUCAUGUGGCUGUCCCCACAGAAAAAGUUCAUCACCACCAAGACGAUUGGAAGGCUCUCUGUGUUGCCAGAUGGUACCCUUGAGGUCCGCUAUGCUCAGAUUCAAGACAAUGGUACAUAUGUGUGUAUAGCUAGCAAUGCAGGUGGGAAUGACACGUCUCUUGCUCACUUGCACAUUCACAGCUACUCACCAGACUGGCCACACCAGCCCAACAAGACAUUUGCCUUCAUCUCCAACCAGCCAGCAGAAACAGGUACAAACGACACGAGAGCCAACGCCCCUUUUCCAUUCGACAUAAAGACAUUGAUCAUUGCGACCACGAUGGGCUUCAUCUCCUUUCUCGGUGUCGUCUUGUUUUGCCUGGUGCUGCUCUUUCUGUGGAGCAGAGGAAAAGGCAACACUAAGCACAACAUUGAGAUUGAGUAUGUGCCACGGAAAUCGGACGCUGGCAUGAGCAGCAGCCAAGUGGAAGCACCUCGCAAGUUUAACAUGAAAAUGAUAUAAUGUGGAGCCUGGGGGGAUUUACUAAUUUUCAACUUAAAAAUAAGACAAAAUGGAAAGGAGGACAUUUUAUUUCCGCUCUUGAAAAACCUGUGGAUCCUGGUCUGUUGUUUGUCCUGACUGGGAUAAGGAUUAGAGAGAAGGGCAGUUCCUGACUUUCACAGGUGAGAGGGAAUGGAAGCUCACCCAGUGCGAUGGGACACUGGUGGAUUCUACAUGGCUGAUGGGGGCAUUAACUAAAAGUCAAAUUUGUCAUAAGCAGUUCCUAUUCCUGUGUGUUUGUACUGGGGGAAAACAAUAACAAGUAAAAAAACACUUAAAAUAACCACAACACAAGGGGAAUAUCAUAUUUUGGCCAUUACUGUAUUUUGUCAGGUUUUUUCAUUUGUUUUUUUUCCCCAUAGUUAUUUGUCAAGUCAUGAAUGAGAUGUGUAUGGGUUGAUGAGCACAUUUACACAACUUGGAUGCAUUUAACUCAUCAUUGUGAUACAUUAUUUUUACAACUGUGAAUGCAAUGUGCUACACUGUCUUUUUCUUUCUUACUGAUUGUGUGUCACAAUACCUUAUGCACUCAGUGGAAAUUGUACCCCCCCCCCCCCCCCCCCCCCCCCCCCCACACACACACACACACACACACACUCUAGCAGAAUACAAAAUGCAGAUACUUAAUUUGGCACAAUGGUAAAUGUGAGAAAUCCAAAACUGUUGGUGAGAUGUAAAACUUCAUUUGAAUGUCACAACUGCUUUGUAACUAUUUUGUUGCCUCAAACAAAUACAACUAUGAGCUCAUGUCCCACCAGAUUUCUUUUAUAUAUAUAUAUAUAUGGAUAUUUUUGAAUACUUAGAUUUGAUGUUGAUUUCUUUUGAUUUUAUAGGUUAUACCUGAAAAUGUCACUCAACCCUAUGAUAACCUGAUAUGAGUGCAUAAGUUACACAUGCACACAGUCCUCUGGUGUGCAUCAGUGCCAGAAAAAAACAUAAGCUGCAGCUCAGUGGUGUGUUGUUAAAGUGGUUUGUGGGGCAUCGGUCAAUUUUUCAAACAUGGAAAUAAAAUUAAAUGACUUAAUCAUACUUGACAUCAUUUAAUAAAUACAUGCACAGUUGCAUAACUUUUUCCAAGAUACUCGGUAGCAGUGUGAGUAGGAGAGCAUUGUCAGUCUUGUGGUAGUGAGGUCACAUUUUUCACCAACCCUGUCACAACUUGUAGUCAGUGAAUCACUGAAAUCAAUUUGAUAUAUCCAGGUCAAGAUGCAGAAGACAGUCUUGUCCUCCUUCAGAAAUGUGUCAAAAGUGUGUCUGACUCUCAGUGGAAGAGGCAGGUGAUCUUUGAGUGAUUGAGCUCGAGAGAAAUGGCAGCAAUGUGGUAGCUUACGCAGGAGUGAGGGUGUAGGUAUAAGUUAAGCUACAAAAACUGAUUUAGUUAGAUUUUAAUGUUGUACCCUCAACAAUAUUGACUCAUACGGUGCCCUGACAUCAUCAUCAUCAUCAUCAUCAAUAAAUCCUUGACACAAAUUCUCCGUAUUGUAUAACUAUAUUAUGUGUGACAAGAUUUAGUUCCGAAAAAUAGAAGGGAAUCAGUUCAAUUAGAACUAGUUAUUUUCACACACACUAAUUAGUGAUAGUGAAUCUGACCCUCUGCAUUUGACCCAUCCCUGUUACACACCAGUGGUGAACACUUAUCUGCACCCAGUUCCGAGCCCAAUCCCUUUCCUCAUGGCCCUGGGCUGUCAUGUGUCCGAGCCCAAUAUCUAAUAUCGGUGUCCUCUAGUUGUAGAUGCAACCCAGACAGCACACACACACACACAAAGAUUGAGGGCAUGACGCAGACAGAAAUGUGAGACGUUGUAGAUAUGAUGCUCUGUAACAAGAAAAGAAGCAGCACUUGUUCUACGGUUCAGCCAAUCAGACUGUGCCGUUGGCAUUUUAACCUUCAAAUAAUGUCCCCAGGAUUAUUUUGAUCACACAUCAAAUUACAACCCGGUGAAUGUCUGUCAAAGCCUGCGCAGGUCUGCAGCGUCUGCAUUGUGCAUACGUCACAGAGAGCAAAUCCUAUAUUGUGUUACAUUAAUACAAUAAAGGCUUAUCCAGAACCUUUUGAAUUGCAUUUAAAAAACGACAACAACAACAAAACUGUUAUGUAACGGUAUUAUUUUGUGCUGAAAAUGAUUAUGAGAAAUACAAGUUGUGGUGCUCCAAUUCUUUUUUGAAUACGAUGUGCUCCUCAAGCUGUAGAAUAUUUCUUUCAUCGUGGGUUAUUUUUCUUUAUGGUUUAAUGAAAUCAGUGAUUUACUCUUCUUGCAGCCCCCCCCCCCCCCCCCCCCCAUCAAAGCCAUGGAUAACUUACCCACCAGGAUUGUUUAAAGAUUUGCUGUCCCCCUCUAAAUGUGCAUUGUUUGUUGGGAGGGGAAAAAAAAGAACUGCAUAUUAUGCUCCAUUUGGUGCUGCAUAGGAAAUGUGAGGUUACAGCCUUACCUUUAUAAGUACACACUGUGGACAGCUGGGCUUGGCGAACGUGUGUGAGAAUAAAGACUAAGUUAUUUAUGAUGGAUGACAUUACAGACAACGGCACAGUAAUGGGCCUGAAGUAUGGACUGAAUAUGCAGAUGGCUGGAGUGACACAGAUGGUUUCACCCAUGGAGCAAUCUGAAGCAGCUUUGGUGUAAUCCGUUUUGCAUAAACGAAAAAAAAAAAAAUAUCACUGGAUAUGGCUCAUGGUUCUCCCUCUUGCUGAUUAUGAAUGCUCUCUUCGUUUAAAGUGUGGCUACUGUACCUAGCCUUUCUUGGCCCCGAGUGACCCUGACAAUUUAUUUUUGUUUCUUUUAUUCCUUUUUAUUAUUAUUAUUAUUUUGACCCUGGACUAUAAUGACCAUGUAGUCCAAGCCAACUUUUUUAUAAAAAAAAGAUACUAAAAAAUAAAUCUAUGGAAAAUACAUUUAAAUUGUUCUGUGCAAUAAAGGUAAUAUGCAGAUUUUUUUUUUCUUUUUUUUUUUUAAAUUAACAAAAUUUUGUUGAUGUUGAAUUGUUGAGAAUAUGGUAUGUUGUAUUAAACAAUCUAUGGACUUUUUCAAACACGUCAUUGUCCUAUCUUGAUUUGAAGGUGUGGUUAGUACAAGCGUUUAAAUAUGGAAAGUGUUUAUCCGUGGGGUUUGGACAGUGCUAGUUUGUUCACUCAGUAAUGUGUAAAUGUUCUCAUACCAUCCACAGUACAGUCCUAUUUCUCUUAGAAUAGAAUAAAAAGCAAUUUUAUUUGAAUAGGGAUGAUACCGUUUAACAGUUUCAAAACAAAUAAUGCAACUGAUGUGCCGUACAGAGAGUUCACAGCUAUGGCAAAUGUCCGACUCUUUGUGUACAACAUGAUCAGCACAAUAAUUGUUACAACAUUCUCCUUCUUCAAUAUAGACGUAUACAAGUAAAAUGUAGUGUUUAUCCACCAUGAACAAUUUAAAUAUGAACAUUUGGGUGUCAUUUUUACGGUCAGUGACCAAAUGAGCAAUUUAAUGUUUGAUUUGUUUGAUUGAAUCCUUCAUUAAACGAUGAUGUAG
This is a messenger RNA of Solea solea (common sole), 6124 nucleotides long. RefSeq names its product leucine rich repeat and Ig domain containing 1a (gene lingo1a). Gene Ontology annotation, cellular component: extracellular matrix. Bases 738 to 2585 code for a protein of 615 amino acids. The record is from RefSeq and is a predicted model, not a curated record. Lineage: Eukaryota; Metazoa; Chordata; Actinopteri; Pleuronectiformes; Soleidae. Gene Ontology annotation, molecular function: protein binding. The transcript is spliced from 2 exons.